This is a messenger RNA of Oppia nitens, 1220 nucleotides long. It is a transcript of the gene CSN6, whose product is annotated as COP9 signalosome complex subunit 6-like. The coding region runs from base 144 to 1190 and encodes 348 amino acids. Gene Ontology annotation, biological process: protein deneddylation. Gene Ontology annotation, molecular function: metallopeptidase activity; protein binding. The record is from RefSeq and is a predicted model, not a curated record. Gene Ontology annotation, cellular component: COP9 signalosome. The transcript has 2 exons. Lineage: Eukaryota; Metazoa; Arthropoda; Arachnida; Sarcoptiformes; Oppiidae.
CUAUUGAAAUGUAUGAAUAGAUUGAAUGCAACUAAAAGUGUAUUCAAUUCAAUGGUUUGUUAUUUCAAUAUUUCUUUCAUUUAUUUGUUGCACUUAUUGUUGGCCACAAACACAUCGGUUACAGACAUUUACCACCAAAAACAAUGUCCAAAUCAGAUGCCGACGCUAUGGAUACACAAGAAUCAGCUGACAAAGUAGUAGCCACUGAGAUAAAUGGAUGUACGGAUCAACCGAUGGACAGCGAAUCGCCGGCCAUUACAUCAUCGGUUAUGGCAUCGGCAACGGUGGCCACGGCUGCUAUCAAUGUUUCGCUACACCCAUUAGUUAUAAUGAAUGUAUCGGAACACUGGACACGAAUUAGAGCUCAAGACAGUGAUGGUGUGGUUGGAAGUCAAGUGAUCGGCGCUCUGAUCGGUAAACAAAACGGCCGUAACAUUGAAAUAAUGAAUUCAUUUGAACUGAAUUACGAUCGCAUCGAAAGUGAUAUACUUAUUGAUAGAGACUAUUAUAAUACCAAAGAAUCACAAUUCAAACAAGUGUUUCCCGAUCUGGACUUCUUGGGCUGGUAUGCCAGUGGUGACCAACCAAAUGAAUCAGAUCUUAAGAUUCACAAACAAAUUAUUGAAAUCAAUGAAAGUCCUCUUUUCAUGAAACUUAAUCCAAUGACUCGACACACAGGUCUUCCCUUAAAGUUAUACGAAUCGGUUAUAGAUUUAGUCAACGGAAAGGCAACGAUGCUGUUUGUGGACAUUCCGUACCAUUUGGCCACAGAAGAGGCCGAGCGUAUAGGUUUGGAUCACAUGGCGAGGAUGACAUCGACGACCACCCAAUCUGGUCAGAUGACCAACUCAUUAGUGGCCGAACACUUACGAGUCCAAUACAGUGCCGUCAAAAUGCUUAGAGAUAGGGUUCGCCUAAUUCUUGACUAUAUUCGCGAUAUUCGUAACGAAAGUAUUGAAUGGAAUCACGAAAUACUGAGAGAGACAUUCAAUUUAUGCCAUCGACUACCAGUGCUGACCACCGAUAAGUUCUCACAAGAUUUCUAUAACCAAUGCAAUGAUGUGGCGCUCAUGACUUACUUAGGAAUGUUGACUAAAGGAUCAAAUACUGUCAACCAAUUCGUCAAUAAGUUUAACAUUCUUUACGAUAGACAAGGAAUGGGUCGUAGAAUGAGAGGUCUCUUCUUCUGAUUGAUGAAUACUUUAUUACUUUAUAAUUAU